Molecule: messenger RNA, 1833 nt
Organism: Trichomycterus rosablanca
Lineage: Eukaryota; Metazoa; Chordata; Actinopteri; Siluriformes; Trichomycteridae
Gene: nck1b
Product: NCK adaptor protein 1b
Exons: 5
Coding region: 216-1361 (381 amino acids)
Biological process (GO): positive regulation of endoplasmic reticulum stress-induced intrinsic apoptotic signaling pathway; positive regulation of translation in response to endoplasmic reticulum stress; signal transduction
Molecular function (GO): signaling adaptor activity; receptor tyrosine kinase binding; ephrin receptor binding
Source: RefSeq, a predicted model, not a curated record
AACCGUGCCAUGACGGCAAGCGUAGAAUGUUACUACAGUAGUGGCUUGUACAUACAUUAAGCCAACGAGCUAACGUUUUCUUGACCAGAGGAAUUGUUUUAUUUACAGAAACCGGACAAAUAACUGCAGAAUCAUUCUCUUGCAGGUGUUCAUUUGGACGUCACAAUUUUGUCGCUGACAGCUUUGAUGCAGCACAGUGUUAAAGACAGCCCAAGAUGACGGAAGAGGUGAUUGUAAUCGCCAAGUUUGAUUACAUUGCCCAGCAGGACCAGGAGCUGGACAUUAAAAAGAAUGAGCGUCUCUGGCUGCUGGAUGACUCGAAAUCCUGGUGGCGAGUCCGCAACGCAACCAACAAGACAGGGUUUGUGCCAUCCAACUACGUAGAGAGAAAAAACAGUGCCAGGAAAGGCUCAAUCGUCAGGAACCUCAAGGACACUUUAGGUUUCGGAAAGGUAAAGCAAAAACCAGGAAUGAGGGAAACUCCAUCAAACGCAGAGGCAGACUUUUACUCCGACAAUGGCGAACGUCUGUAUGACUUGAACCUGCCAGCGCUGGUGAAGUUCAACUACACUGCUGAGCGGGACGAUGAGCUGUCCUUGGUUAAGGGCACCAGGGUCAUCGUCAUGGAGAAGUGUAGCGACGGUUGGUGGAGAGGCAGCUACAACGGCCGUUCGGGCUGGUUCCCCUCCAACUACGUGACAGAAGAUGCAGACGGCUCGGCCAGCAAUGACGUCAUGGGCUUGUCUGAGAAGCUAGCCGCCGUGGUACGCAGUGCUAAUGGAAACAGGGUGCUCCAAACAGUACAGGCUCUCUACCCCUUCAGCUCAGGCAACGACGAGGAGCUGAAUUUUGAAAAAGGUGAAGUGAUGGAUGUGCUGGAAAAACCUGAGAACGACCCGGAGUGGUGGAAGUGUCGCAAAGUUGAUGGGCAGGUCGGCCUCGUACCCAAAAACUACGUCACUGUGCUGCAAGAGCCACAGAACAUGAGCAGCAUGGCUGGCCCACCUACACCCGAUUUCGACUACAUUGAGCCUUCAGAGAGUGGCCGAUUCGCGGGUAAGGAGUGGUACUACGGCAAAGUGACCCGCCACCAGGCAGAGGUAGCGCUUAACCAGAGGGGCAUGGAGGGAGACUUUCUUAUCAGAGACAGCGAGUCAUCGCCCAACGAUUUCUCCAUAUCACUGAAGGCCCAGACAAAAAACAAGCAUUUCAAAGUGCAGCUGAAGGACGACUUGUACUGCAUCGGACAGCGCAAGUUCAGCUCCAUGGAGGAGCUGGUAGAACACUACAAAAAAGCUCCUAUCUUCACCAGUGAGCAGGGUGACAAACUGUAUCUGGUAAAGGCUCUGGCUGCCUCCUGAUCCAGACUGCUUCCCGCACCAGAAAUCUGGAGCCACAUGGCAGUACCGAGAGACUCAGAAAUGGAGCAUUCCAACAGCGGGGGGAGAAGGGAAGGGCAGAAGGGAGAAAAUGGUAUUGGACUCCCAUGUUCAUUCUCAGUAACAGUUUCACGCUUGGACCCUUCCAUGUAUUCAGUACAGUUAAGUUUAGGGUAUAGGUGAUGUAUUUUGCUCUUAACAUCUAUUAGAAAAAAUAUAUAUAUAUUAUCUUUUUUUUCCUUCAAAAGUUGAACUAACUGUGUUCUUGGAUACCCAGCAGCCUUUUGGAACUUGUUGACUUCUGGAAAACUGAGAAACUGCUGUGAACUCUGCAAAUGUUUUACACAUUGCCUGCUUUUGAAAUUCUGCUUGAAUAAUGCCACAGUGAGCUGAUUUAACAUGCUAUAUUUAUAGGUAUCCAACAUUUCUGCAAAACUAAAUAAAAGUGGGUGAC